This is a messenger RNA of Ictalurus punctatus (channel catfish), 2795 nucleotides long. RefSeq names its product B-cell receptor CD22. Lineage: Eukaryota; Metazoa; Chordata; Actinopteri; Siluriformes; Ictaluridae. Bases 591 to 1841 code for a protein of 416 amino acids. The transcript is spliced from 10 exons. The record is from RefSeq and is a predicted model, not a curated record.
UGUGUGUCUGGGUUGUUGUUUCACUUCCUGAGGUGGAAAGGCAGUGGCUUCAUUUGUUCACACAUUGGACUGAUUUGUUAAAAUGUCCUGUACACAGUGCAUGCACACUUUUUACUCUGGUGCAAACACAGUCUUCAUGAUACAUUAACACGUUGGAAAAUGAAAGUAAUUAUUUUUAGCCUUAAUUAAUAAUACAAAAAAUAGUUUGGUAUAAUUAAUUUGUUUUUGUAUAAAACACCUGAGGUAAUAAAUGCACAAACACGCAACACAUUACACAAAAAUGACUUUAUCAUACUCGAGGUGAAAACUCUCUGCUUCAGUGCUAGUCUCUUAGGGUUUAUUAUAUUUAGGGAGCAUGUCGAGUAUUUUCUUUUAGAUUCAUUAAAGUGUGUAUUUUUUUUAUCUUUCUUUGUCUGUGUUUUUUUCUCCAGUUCAGAAGGAGGGACAAUUUUAGGAAUAAAGAGGAAACAAAAUGUGUUCACACAUACAGUACAGCGUCAGCACAUCAUCACACUUGCAUCAUCAGCUCGUUUUAACCACAGUCUCUUUGUCUCUCACGCUUUUAUUUAGUCAUAGUUUGGUUGCUGGACAUGAGGGUUGAGAAAGCACAAAUCUUUCCAGUAAUGAUGUUCCUCAAAAUGGCUUCUCCACUUCAUCUGGUCUUUCUGUUCAUGAUCUCAGGGGCUCUUGGGAAUGAAUGGAGUGUGACAUACAGCGAAACAAAACUCUGUGCUUUAAAUGGAUCUACAGUGUUUAUGAACGUCACGUACACACACCCAACACGUCUUACAGUGACGAACAGGUUUUGGUUAAUAAACUCAUUUCAGGGUAAAGAACCGACUGAUCUGCGUAAUGAAUCAGGUUACUCAGACAGAGUGGAGUAUUUAGGAGAUGAACAGAAACACUUCCCCCUCAGACUGAGUGACGUGAAGAAAUCAGAUGAACAGAAGUACUGGUUCAGAAUCAUAACAAAUGAAGCAAAAGAAAGAUACCAGGGUGAACCUGGAGUUACACUCACUGUUACAGAUCUUCAGGUGAUCGCUCCUGCAGAAGUGACAGAGGGACAAUCAGUCGUUCUGAUCUGUAAAACCACCUGCAGUCUGACUGAUCCAACAUUCAUCUGGUACAAAAACAGACGUGAUUUAACCACAAACACCCCCAAGAGCAAUGAACUCCACCUGCAGCCGGUCAGCAGUGAGGAUGCAGGCAGUUAUAGCUGUGCUGUAAGAGGAUAUGAACAUCUCCCCUCUCCUGAUCAAACCCUCAGAGUCAGAUAUCCUCCAAAGAGAGUCUCAGUGUCCAUCAGCUCCUCUGGUGAAAUAGUGGAGGGCAGUUCAGUGACUCUGACCUGCAGCAGUGAUGCUAACCCACCUGUGGAGAACUACACCUGGUUUAGGGUGAAUGAAUCGUCACCUGUAGGAUCUGGACAGAGUUACGGAGCACUACAGAGUGGACAGUACUACUGCGAGGCUCAGAAUCAACACGGCUCUGAGAGAUCAGCUGCAGUGUCCGUCACUUUAAACAGGGUUCAGAGCUUAGGUGUGUACGCAGGUGUAGGGGCUGUUGUGUUUGUGUGUGUUUGUCUCAUCAUCACCUUCCUGUUUAUAAGAGCAGAAGCAGGAGACAGAAGAAAAAGGCAGAUGAAGGUGACUAUCAGAACAUCGGGCCGAGCGCUAAAGACGACACGUACGCAGCUCUCGACCUCGCGGGCCGGACAUCUGAUGAUGUGUAUCACACACUUGCAAAUUCUCAUCCCAGUCCUCCUGCUGACACGCCCACUUCCUCUGACUAAAGAGCAGAACAUGAUGAAUGAAAUGAGUCCUGAAACAGCUGAUGAAUAGAGAGAGCUCCUCACUGAAGUGGAUAAACUGAAUCGCUCCUUUACACCAGCGACAUCAGCAUCUUACAGCCAUUUAAAGCAGCUUUAAUCAUUUUAUAGCAGUGUGUGAAGUACUUUUUCUACUGCCAGCAGGUUAGGACUGUUCCAGUCAGCUGUAGAGUUUUCACUCAUUAGUUAUCGCUUCUUUAUUGUGAAUAUUGUAACUGAAUUAAGGGAUUGAAGCUCAACUGAAGUCCAGAAUGGAAAUAUAUUUAGCAGAGAAUGUGUAUUUAGUGAGAAAUAAAACUAAUUAUGAUGUAUUAACUUUCUCAGAACUGUACGCUGUAGGUCAGUGUUAUAGAUUUAAGCAGCUAAUGUGUCAGUGCUGAUUGAUCUAAAGUAAUUACUGCUAUAAACUCAUUUAAAGUAGUGAAGUGAUGUUUUAUUUACUGUUGACGGUGUGAGUGGCCAUGUUGGUCUGAUGUCAUGUACUGAACUCGGGGUUGAGGAGACCUUCCUGACUUUCUGAGUUGAGGGGCCGUUUUCUUGUUUUUUUUUUUUUGUUUUUUUUUUUUGCUUGUUUGUUUUUGUUGUUUUGUUUUUUUGUUUUGUUUUUGUGAGGUAUGAGCUUCAUUCAAACACAGCAUAAGGUCCUGAUUGUCAGCCAGUGAUCCUGGAAUAGACUCCUGAUUCACUGUGACUCUGACCAGGAUAAAGCUCUUGUAUAUAUUGCAGUAGAGCUAUUAAUCAUUAUUCAGCUUACGCAAUCUCACAUACACAAGCAAGACAGAGUAAGAACAAUCCAGAAGUGUAUUAACGUAUGUUUAAUGUAUUUUAUAUUAAGCUUAAAAUGUUGAACUGUAUUAUCUUAAAAUUAAAGAAGUUUAUUAUCUGUUUAUUGUAACUGUGACACAGCAGUGAGCAUUUUAUCUGUGACACAGUGUUCAUGUUGAAAAUUAAAUUGCUGCUUUAUCCA